AUGCCUACCUCACGAACCAUCUCCGUGGUCGGAUGCCAUGCCGAGGGUGAAGUCGGGGAUGUGAUAAUCGGCGGGGUACUCGACGUCCCCGGAAAGACCAUGUUCGAGAAGCGACAGCACUUCCUAUACAAGCAAGAUGAGGUAAGGUCUCUUCUCCUCAACGAGCCUCGAGGACGGCCAGGCAAGCAUGUGAACCUGGUCCUUCCUCCCUGCGAUCCCCGCGCUGAUGUCGGGUUGUUAAUUAUGGAAAACGAAGAAUAUGCACCGAUGUCGGGGUCCAACAGUAUAUGCACGGUCACAGUGCUCUUAGAAACCGGCAUGAUCGCUAUGAAAGAGCCCGUGACGGAGCUUACGCUUGACACUGCGGCGGGGCUUGUCAAAGUGAGGGCUGAGUGCCAGGGCGGCAAAUGCAGGAGCGUGGCCUUUGAUAACGUCCCGUCAUUCGUUUUCCAGCUUGAUUACAAGAUAGACGUUCCUGACCUGGGCACCGUAUCAGUGGAUAUUGCCUACGGAGGCAUGAUGUAUAUACUCGUCGACGCGACAUCCCUGGGUCUGAGAAUCCGGAACGCCGAAGGUCCCAAGCUGGUCGAGGUUGGCGAGAAGAUCAAGAAGGCGGUUGGCGCAGCCUACGCCCCGGCACAUCCCGAGAACCCUGAUAUCUUUGGCUAUAGCGUUCUCGAGUUUACUGAGCCUGUCGAAGACCUUCCGGACGGCAGCGGCAAGACGGCGAUUAACACCGUUGUUACGUCUCCAGGCAGAUUCGAUAGAAGCCCUUGUGGCACGGGUACCUCGGCCCGUCUAGCCGUCUUACAUGCUCGAGGACAGAUUGCCGUAGGGGAGAAGUUUGUGCACCGGAGCAUCUUGGGAACCCAGUUUAUCACGCAUAUUAGGGGGACGACUAAUGUUGCCAAUUACCCGGCCGUGCUGCCAACUAUCCAGGGUCGGGCGUGGAUCACAGGUUAUCAGACGGUCGUGCUAGACUCGGAGGAUCCCUUCCCCCAGGGCUUUCGUGUUGGUGAUCAAUGGCACGGUAUGAUCUAG
This is a messenger RNA of Aspergillus bombycis, 1041 nucleotides long. RefSeq names its product proline racemase family protein. The coding region runs from base 1 to 1041 and encodes 346 amino acids. The transcript has a single exon. Gene Ontology annotation, molecular function: 4-hydroxyproline epimerase activity. Lineage: Eukaryota; Fungi; Ascomycota; Eurotiomycetes; Eurotiales; Aspergillaceae. The record is from RefSeq and is a predicted model, not a curated record.